This is a messenger RNA of Synchiropus splendidus (mandarinfish), 435 nucleotides long. RefSeq names its product cytochrome c oxidase subunit 6C-1. Bases 89 to 319 code for a protein of 76 amino acids. Lineage: Eukaryota; Metazoa; Chordata; Actinopteri; Syngnathiformes; Callionymidae. The transcript has 4 exons. Gene Ontology annotation, biological process: mitochondrial electron transport, cytochrome c to oxygen. The record is from RefSeq and is a predicted model, not a curated record.
UGUGUCUCUAUCAGCGCAGCUUCCUGUCAGAACCACAGCCAUAGCGAGUGUUCCGUGUGUGAAGGUCGUGACUCCACCUGCUGUAACCAUGUCUCUACCAAAGCCAGUCAUGAGAGGGCUGCUGGCCAGGCGUCUGAGGUUUCACCUGCCCAUCGCCUUCGGUCUGUCGCUAUUCGUGGCUCUCGGCUUCAAGUACACAGUGACAGAGCCCAGGAAGCAGGCGUACGCAGACUUCUACAAGAACUACGACGCCGUCAAAGAGUUCAACGCCAUGAGGGAGGCAGGUGUGUUUGAGAGCGUGCAGCCCGCCGGCAAGUGAACCCUUGUGCCACCUCCUGCUCAUUCCUCCUGCGGUGGAAGAUUAUCCUCUUGUAAUUAAAUUAGCAUGAGCAUUGCUGUGCUGUUAUGUUCCUCUGAAUAAACUAUUAUUUCACA